Molecule: messenger RNA, 4669 nt
Organism: Alosa sapidissima (American shad)
Lineage: Eukaryota; Metazoa; Chordata; Actinopteri; Clupeiformes; Clupeidae
Exons: 2
Coding region: 348-1415 (355 amino acids)
Source: RefSeq, a predicted model, not a curated record
AUAGUUUGAGGGAGAGCUCUGUUUGGUGGCCUAGCUUAGCUAUACAAAUUGUGAGCUUGAGCACCCCCUGGGGGUCACAUUUGGCGUAGUCGGCAGGAUAAAUUGGAACUGGUGUAAGACUUUUUGUUUUGUGUGUAUCCUUGUUUGAUUUGUGUGUGUGUGUGUGUGUGCUUUUUGUUUGAGUUUUGUAUGCGUGUUAUUUUUGUGGUGGCAAUAACCGAGGUCACAUUGAUUACAGGAAAAACAGUGGCUGAGGAAGGAUCUGGGACGACGACGCUGUAAGCGAUAAGUGGUUUGUGUUAACAUUUAACCCUGUCUUUUGUUGUUCGGUUCAAAUCUCACAGGUCAUGGAAGACCAGGUCAGGCUUCUAACUGAGCAAAUUAAACAACUUCAAGCAGACAAUGAAAGACUCCAGCAGGGAAAUGUAGUGCCCCCAGUGGAUCCAGAUCAGGGAGAGCCAAGUCGGCCAGUGCCAGGGUCAUCUGGUAUGAGGUAUGUGUAUGUGCCGAGGGAACGUAAAUAUCCCAAGUUUUCUGGUACUCCAGGUACAGACUGUCCUCCCGUGGAGGAAUGGGUUGAAGAGGUCCGCAAAUGCUUACAGGCUAGACAUAUGUCUUCCAAUGAACAGGCUUAUUUUGUAUAUGAUCUUCUUGAGGGCGAGGCUAAAUUAGAAAUUAAACUUCGUCCAGCUACUGAUCGGGCUGACCCUGAGAAGAUUGUUAGAAUAUUGUCAGAGACUUUUGGCUGUACACACUCUUACAUCGAGGCCCAGCAAAAAAUUUUCCAAUGCCGCCAGCGCGAGGGAGAAACGGUACGUGAGUUUUCCCAUUCAUUAAUGGCCCUAAUGGAAAUUUGUCAGCGUAAAAAUUCAAAUGCCCUUUCUAACCCUGAUUCGGUCCUCCGCGAUCAAUUUGUUGAAAAUGUUAGAGACAAAAUGUUGCGCCGCGAAUUAAAACAAUUCAUUCGCCUCAAUCCUGUCUCAACUUUUUUGGAUGUGCGUAGGGAAGCAUUUCGUUGGGCUGACGAUGGGGAGGGAGGCCGCCCAUUACGCGCCAGAGCUUUCUCUUGUGAUGCAAGUUCCGGGGUAGCAGGGGAAUGGGGAGCUGAGACCCAGGCUGUAGCUGCAAAAACGAAUGAUGAAUUGGCAGAACUUAAAGAUUGUUUGCGUAGGCAACAAGCCCAAUUGGACACCAUCCUAAAACAUUUGUCCUCUGGACCAGUACCUUCCAAUCCCAACAGUAGGCCAAGUAAUCCACCACGUCGUUACAGAUUCGAAGCCAGGCUGGUCACAUGGCAAGGGACUGCUCGAUGGUCCGUCGGCAGGGACAGCGGGUACGGAGUGACUCUGGGCAGAGGGCAGCUAAUGCAGUUGAUGUUCAAUCUAGUGGGUUGCAGGGAAACUAGCACCAUCUAGUGUACGGAGCCAAGCACUAGGUGGGGCCACAUCAGGCUCAGGUUCUCUUCUCCCCACACCACCUUCUCAUUCUGUACUUAUAGGGCAGUGCCCGGUGGCUGACAUUAAGAUGGGGGGAGUGCCCAUCACGUGCCUUGUUGAUACUGGUUCUAUGGUAUCUACCAUCACAGAAUCUUUCUUUAAAGACCACUUCAAAGUUCAGGGACAAGACCAGCUACGCUCUUGUAGAUGGCUGCAGUUAAGGGCAGCUAAUGGGUUGGACAUCCCUUACCGAGGCUAUUUAGAGCUGGACAUAGAAGUCCUGGGUAAGGUGCUUCCCUCCGUAGGCAUUCUGGUUGUUCAUGAUCCACCAGAUUAUAGGUCAAAGCUGAAAACGAACACUGUCCCAGGGCUUGUCGGAAUGAAUGUCCUCCGUUGCUGUCUGCGAGAAAUGUUCUGUCAGGACGGCGCUAGUUUGUUUACGUCUCCUUCCACUGAUGUCCCCUCCAUCUGGAAACAUGCUCUGUUGGCGUGUCAAAAUUUUGAUGACUUGUCCAACUCUGGUUUCUUGGGUAAGGUCUCAACCCCCCCAGGCUCUUCCAUUCUUGUGCCUGCUGGGUCUAUGAAAUUGAUUUCAGCUGUAUGCAGGCAGGGUCUUUGCCCUUUGAUUUCCUCAGCAUUUAUAGAACCAGGAGACAUAGGGUGGCAGUUGCCAACAGAUUUGCUCAUUCCUAGUUCUUUACUCCCCAUUGGUGAUGGCACUGUUGAUGUGCCGGUAGUCAAUGUGGGAAAGGAGGAUUGGUGGAUAAGACCACGCACCACCUUGGGUCAACUACAUAUGAUAGAGGUAUGUUCUGCUAACAAGCCCAUUGUUUUUCACGAAGAAGAUGGUAACCAAGGUCCUGUAGCUUUCAUUCAGUCCAUGGCGGUCACCACCUCUCACCUUCCUUGUCUCGCCGACACCACCUGGCCUAAUUUGACCGACUCAGAGCAGCAAGAGGCCAAGUCUUUACUCCAAAAGUAUAGUGCCGCUUUUAGUCAUGGAGAAGGGGAGUUGGGUUGUACAGACCUUAUUGAACACGAAAUUCCAUUAGUGGAUGAAACACCGGUGCGGCAACGCUACCGUAGGCUGCCACCGUCACAGUAUGAGGUUGUGAAGACGCACAUUCAAGAGUUGUUGGAGCAGGGUGUGGUAAAACCCAGCUGUAGUCCCUUCUCUUCACCCAUCGUCGUAGUUCAAAAGAAGGAUGGAUCUAUCCGUUUAUGUGUUGAUUAUAGACAAUUGAAUGCGAAAACCAGAAAAGAUGCCUUCCCAUUGCCUCGGAUUGAGGAAUCUUUAGAUGCUCUUUCAGGCGCUUGCCUCUUCUCCACUCUCGAUCUGGCAAGUGGUUAUAAUCAGGUGUCUGUGGCAGAAAAAGACAGACCGAAAACAGCAUUUUGCACCCCAUUUGGCCUCUUUGAGUUUCAAAGGAUGCCAUUUGGGUUGUGCAAUGCACCUGGAACUUUCCAGAGGUUAAUGGAAAGGAUCUUUGGAGAUCAGCGUUUCCAUAGCCUCCUUUUGUACUUGGAUGAUGUGGUGGUAUUUUCAUCCACAUUCCAACAACAUCUGGAACGACUGGAACUCGUGUUGGAUAGGUUGACCUCUCAUGGCCUAAAACUUAACUUGGGGAAGUGCCAUUUCUUUCAGCCAGAGGUGAAGUUCUUGGGGCAUAUCAUUUCAGCUUCAGGAGUCUCAACUGACCCUGACAAAAUCAGUGCAGUUAGGGACUGGAAAACACCAACCACAAUCACUGAAUUGCGCUCGUUCCUUGGAUUUGCGUCAUAUUAUCGGCGCUUUGUAGAGGGGUUUGCAAGGUAUGCAUCCCCUCUGCAUAAGUUGGUAGCAAAACUACAGCCAGCCCCAAAGAAGAAACGAGCAUGUUUCAAUGCCUCUUUGCGGGAUCACUGGGACUGGGGUUGUGAAAAGGCUUUUGAGACACUAAAAGAAAAGCUGGUAAGUGCACCAGUUCUUGGCUACGCAGAUUUCAGCAAGCCUUUUGUUCUUGAAGUAGAUGCGAGUGGGCUUGGGCUAGGUGCUGUUCUGUCCCAAGAACAGGGGGAGGGACAGCGGCGGCCAGUUGCUUACGCAAGUAGGGGGUUGCGUCCAACAGAACGAAACAUGAACAAUUACUCGGCCAUGAAGCUGGAGCUGUUGGCCCUUAAGUGGGCCGUAACAGACAAAUUUCGAGACUACCUCUUAGGCGUAAGGUUCACUGUGUUGACUGAUAAUAACCCCCUCUGUUAUCUGCAGACGGCCAAAUUGGGUGCUGUAGAACAACGCUGGGCGGCACAGCUAGCCCUCUUUGAUUUCAAAAUUGAGUACCGCCCAGGUACAUGUAACCGAAACGCAGAUGCAUUGUCUCGUUUACCUGCAUGCCCAGUUCCAGACUCCAUAGGAACGGUAGCACCAGGAAUCUCUGUCCCUACUGAGAUUAAAAGCGUUUUGGCAACCCACCCCUCUGGGCCAGUUAACAUCCAGGCCAUAGAUGCCUCCCCAGUAAGGACUAGGGCUGAUCUCCAACUCCUCCAGUCAGAAGACCCGGUGCUAAGGGCCUUUCUAGUAUACUGGAAGAGAGGUAAACCCCCCACAGCAUUGGAAAGAGCCAAAGAGUCCCCUGCUGUGGUAGAACUUGUGCGUCAGUGGGCCAACAUACAGGAACAGGGUGGUGUGCUGUACCGGCAAAGUCACAUCCCUGGUCGUAGUGUGAAAGUGAUGCAGCUGCUGCUGCCUCAGCUGCUACAUGACGAAGUCUUGACCGCUUUACACAAUAACCAUGGACACCAGGGAGUAGAAAGGACCACCACACUCAUUCGUCAACGUAGUUAUUGGCCCUUUAUGCGCAAAGACAUCGAGCGCUGGUGCCGUGAAUGUCAACGAUGUUUAGUGGCAAAAGCUGUACAGCCAAAGUUAAGAACGUUCAUGGGUAGUCUUCUUGCAUUCAAGCCUUUAGAGAUUCUAGCCAUUGAUUUCACCACACUGGAAAAGUCUAGCGAUGGAAAAGAAAAUCUUCUUGUCGUAACGGAUGUGUUUUCCAAAUUCGCUCAGGCUUAUCCCACCAUAGACCAAAAGGCCACAACCGUAGCACGGGUUCUUACCGAACAGUGGUUUUAUACCUAUGGAGUACCACAGCGCAUUCAUACGGACCAGGGUCGCCAAUUCGAGGGGGAAUUGUUCCAGCGGCUGUGUCAAUUAUAUGGCAUUCACAAGUCCCGCACAAGUCCUUACCAUCCUGAGG